Messenger RNA from Hibiscus syriacus, 2037 nucleotides. RefSeq lists its product as uncharacterized. The record is from RefSeq and is a predicted model, not a curated record. Lineage: Eukaryota; Viridiplantae; Streptophyta; Magnoliopsida; Malvales; Malvaceae. The coding region runs from base 1 to 2037 and encodes 678 amino acids. The transcript has 5 exons.
AUGGUAAAGAAGAAGAAAACUGAAUUAGAACAGCAGAAAAUUAAAACUCUUAGAGGGGAGGUUGUUUUUGAAGAGGAACUUCAAUUAAAAAGAGAAUUAAAGACUCUUGAAGAUGCUGAAAAUAUGGUUUUAAAGCAAAAAGCCAAGGAAAUUAAAGAAGCUUUCUUUAGCAAAGUGAAUGACAAAGCCCCUGGUCCUGAUGGGUUCUCUCCUCUAUUCUUCAAAAAGUCCUGGCCUAUUAUUGCUGAAGAUACUAUUGCUUCCAUAAAACUGUUCUUCCAGGAUUCUUUCUUGCUUCCUGGUUUUAAUGCCACUGCUACUGCAUUGGCUCUAGGUCUUCCUCCUGUCUUCAUUAACUGGAUUAAAAUUUGUUUUUCAAUUGAAAGCUACUCUAUCUCUUUCAAUGGGAGCUUGAUUGGUCAUUUCAAAGGUGCAAGAGGUGUUAGGCAAGGGGACCCUCUCUCUCCAUUUCUUUUUUUCCUCUCUAUGAAUAUUCUAUCAAGACUUCUCAAUAUGGCUACUUCUAGAGGUACAUUUAGAUACCAUCCAAAAUGCAAAAGAAUUGCUCUUACCCAUCUUUCUUUUGCAGAUGACCUUUUAAUAUUUUGUAAAGGGUCUGUGGAUUUUGUUAUUGGUGUUACUACUGUCCUUGAUCUUUUUUAUGAAAUGUCUGGAUUAAGUCUUAAUGCCUCUAAAUAUGAUCUUUUUGCUGCUGGAAUCCCCUAUGCUGAACUUGAGAAAAUUAAACAGAUCACUGGUUUUAAGCUUAGCAGACUUCUUGUUCGCUACUUAGGUAUUCCCUUGGUCACUAGGAAGAUUUCUAAAAAAGAUUGCACUUCUCUCAUUGAUAAUAUUAAAGCUAGAUUUCACUUCUGUUCUGCUAGAUCACUGAGCUAUGCUGGCAGAUUGGAAUUAGUCCGAGCAGUGUUAUUUAGCAUUGCUAACUAUUGGUGUAGGCAAUUAAUCCUUCCUUCCUCUGUUAUUAAAAAGAUUGAACAUCUCUGUCCAAGGUUUUUCUGGAAAGGGGCUUACAAAACAUCAGCUGGUGCAAGGGUGAAAUGGCAGAAAAUAUGUCUUCUAAAAUCUGAAGGGAGCUUUGGCAUUAAAGACUUAAGAACCUGGAACAAGGCAUGUAUAAUGAUUCUUAUAAAAAACAUACUGGUAGUUGAAGGAUCUUUAUGGGUGGCCUGGCUUAGAAGUUAUGUUUUCAAUGUUUAUGACUUUUGGAAUAUUGAGAUUAAGCCUUCCAUGAGCUGGAACUUAAGACAAAUAUUGAAGAUGAGACCAGAAGCUAAUUCUGUUAUGCUGCCUGCAAUGAAAAAAGUUAAAGAAAUCUGGAAUGUUAUCAGGGUCAAGAAUCCCAAAGUCUCAUGGAAUAAACUGCUAUGGUUUCCUCUUCACAUCCCCAAACACAACUUAAUUACUUGGAUGGUUUUCCUCGAUAGGCUACCUACAAGAGAAAGGUUGAAAUGCAUGAGACUUAUUAAUGACUGCCAAUGUGUUUUCUGUGGUGCUGCCAUGGAAACAAGGAACCAUCUAUUCUUUGAAUAUCAUAUUGUUGUUUCUUUAUGGGCUGCUAUUUUUUCUCUUAAUGGUUUGCGAAACCAUCUUUUUUCAUGGAAUGAUUUUCUUGCUUGGGCUACUGCUUAUUGGAAGGAUAAAUCUCUUCUCAUUUAUAUUUUAAAGAUUUCUUCCAAUGCCCAUAUUUACACCCUAUGGGAAGAAAGAAACAAAAGGAUUUUCCAAGAACGAUCCAGAAACAUUGAAGAUCUGAUUCAUUCCAUUAAGAAAAUUAUGAAUAGCUAUAGACCAUGUUUCUACGCUUUAAAUGUCGCAAGGGGACUAUAUGAUUCUUGUAUUUUCAUGCUAAACCUAAGAUGUCUAGGAAUUGUAUUUGAUCUGGAUGAAACUCUCGUUGUUGCAAACAGAAUGCGCUAUUUUGAGGAUCAAAUAGAUGUUUUGCAACGAAAGAUAAACACUGAGGUUGAUCCACAACGUGCUGCAGUCAAAUCCAGCAUUGUUUCAUCCUCUAAAUGA